GCACUUCUCUGUCAUGCAUAUAACACAAUCAAAUGAAAAGCACUAGGUGGUAGCUGAGGGUACCUUCUUUGUGUCGCGUUAGAAUGUUUUCUAAUGCGCCGUCCCACAGUUUCAGGUAUCGGAUCUCAUUACAUACGUAAAGCGGUAUAGUCGUAGUAGUAGCGCGGUAGAAGUAGGUCACAUGUUUGACCACACGCCCGGCGAAGGGUGGCGCGCAAGUGCACAAGCUGCACGUACAAUAACAAACGAAGAAGAAUGACACAUUUGAUUAGUCUAAACUUUGGCGGACUUUUAUCCUUCGUCACCGUGUUUUUUCCCCUCUUGUUCCCCGUGGGUGCCUCGUGAUAAGUUUUGUAUUUGACAGCGACAUUCACGUUCCGUCUUUCGUUGGAUCAGCACUGUGCAAGAACAACAGCAAGCAUGUCUUUAACAAAUGCCGAUAAUGUCACCAAGGACGCAUGGGACUCGCACAACAAGAUGAUGUUGGAGCCUCUGGCUGUCAAUGAUGCUGAGGUGUUCUCUAUAAUUAAAAAGGAAAAGCACAGGCAGACGUAUGGGCUGGAACUGAUUGCUUCAGAGAACUUCACCAGCAGAGCUGUUCUAGAGGCUUUGGGAUCUUGUAUGAACAACAAGUACUCUGAAGGAUAUCCUGGUCAGAGGUAUUAUGGUGGAACUGAGCAUGUGGACGAGCUGGAGCGACUCUGCCAGAAGAGGGCGCUAGAGGCAUAUGGGCUGGAUUUUGACAAAUGGGGUGUGAACGUGCAGCCAUAUUCAGGUUCUCCUGCCAACUUUGCUGUUUACACCGCCAUCGUGGAACCGCAUGGUAGAAUCAUGGGCCUGGACCUUCCUGAUGGAGGUCACCUGACACAUGGCUUCAUGACUGAAAAGAAAAAAAUCUCUGCAACGUCCAUCUUCUUUGAGUCCAUGCCGUACAAGGUUAAUCCCGAAACUGGUUACAUCGACUAUGACCGACUGCAAGAAAACGCUCGCCUUUUCCACCCCAAACUCAUCAUUGCAGGAACGAGCUGCUAUUCCCGUAACAUCGAUUAUGCCCGCAUGAGGCUGAUCGCUAACGAGAAUGGUGCGUAUCUGAUGGGAGACAUGGCACACAUCAGUGGACUGGUGGCUGCCGGAGUUGUGCCUUCACCCUUUGACUACUGUGACAUUGUUUCCACGACGACACACAAGACGCUGCGCGGCUGCAGAGCUGGACUGAUAUUCUUCAGAAAAGGUGUGCGCAGCAUAGACGCCAAGGGGAAAGAGACUCUGUACAAUCUCGAGUCUCUAAUCAAUCAGGCCGUCUUUCCAGGGCUGCAGGGUGGACCUCACAACCAUGCCAUCGCAGGUGUUGCUGUAGCUCUCAAACAAGCCAUGACACCAGAGUUCAAAGCUUACCAGAUGCAGGUUCUUGUGAACUGCAAAGGUCUGGCCACUGCUCUCAUUGAGCAUGGCUACAAGAUUGUCACUGGUGGUUCUGACAAUCAUCUUAUCCUGUUGGACCUGCGCAGCAAAGGAACAGAUGGAGGACGAGCUGAGAAGGUUCUGGAAGCCUGUGCUAUUGCUUGUAAUAAGAACACCUGUCCAGGGGACAAAAGUGCUUUGCGGCCCAGUGGACUGAGAUUUGGCUCCCCGGCGCUAACCUCGAGAGGCUUGAUGGAAAAUGACUUCAGGAAGGUUGCAGACUUCCUUCACAGAGGCAUUGAGCUGACCUUGGAGGUGCAGAGAAGUCUGGAUCCCAAGGCCACGCUGAAGGAGUUCAUCCAGGCGUUGUCCAAGGAAGAAAAGUUCCAGGAGCGUGUGACCGAAAUCAGGACAGAGGUUGAAGCUUUCGCUGGUCAUUUUGCCAUGCCUGGCCUCCCUGAGCUCUAGAUGAUGACUCAUACACUGAUGGUUGUUGUUGGACAGAUUAUUAUGGAAACUAUUGCAUGCAAUUUUGGAGAUGUUAAUUUAUAUGUGUAUAUUUGAUACGGUUAUACACACCUUACGCCAUCAGCUCAAGACACAUUUUUGUUCAAGCAGGCAUUCAAUAUUUUUUUUGUGAUUUCGUCCACUGCUGCUUUCGAUGUUUCAUUAAAACCUCAAAAUCAAAUUCAUCCUUUCUAAAAAGGUUUCCAUACCUUAUGAGUUGUGCAGUUUGCUGCCCCAAGUAUGACUAUCCUUUUCUGUGAUUAAGCAUCAUGUACAGUAUUCAACACCAGGGACAUAUGCUUUUGUUUUUUGAAUGCAACUUCUUUGUCAAUGCGUACAUUCUUUGAGUGUGCCUCAGGUGGAUAUAUCUGCUGUGAUCAAUCUGUACAAAUAGAAGCCGCAUGUAGCUGCCCGGAAUGAGCCGGAGGAAUUCUGUAAAGAGCUUUGUAUUUAAAUUGUGUCCUGCAUUAAAAGACUCAAUGCAUUAAACACC
Phyllopteryx taeniolatus (common seadragon) is the source of this 2401-nucleotide messenger RNA. Its product is annotated as serine hydroxymethyltransferase, cytosolic-like. Gene Ontology annotation, cellular component: cytosol; nucleus; cytoplasm. NCBI's taxonomy places the organism in Eukaryota, Metazoa, Chordata, Actinopteri, Syngnathiformes, Syngnathidae. Gene Ontology annotation, molecular function: cobalt ion binding; glycine hydroxymethyltransferase activity; mRNA regulatory element binding translation repressor activity. The record is from RefSeq and is a predicted model, not a curated record. Gene Ontology annotation, biological process: tetrahydrofolate interconversion; folic acid metabolic process; L-serine catabolic process. The coding region runs from base 421 to 1869 and encodes 482 amino acids. The transcript has 12 exons.